AUGAACGAAAUUAAGUACCAAUUAAAUAUUGCACUUGAAAAAUUAGGAGUUUCCGAAGAAGAGUUUGAAGAAAAGUGGAAUAAGUUAGAGAACCUGAAGAAUGAAUUGAGGUUGUUGAAAAAUAAAUUAAGAAAAGAAAAAGAUGAGGAAGAAAAGAGAAUUUUGGAGGAGUAUAAAGUUGAUUUGGAUGCUGAAAUAAAAUAUUUAGAGGAAGAGAAAAAGUCAUAUAAGAAGGUGCAAGAGUUAAGUGAAAAGCUAGUAAUGCUACAAACAUCUAAAGCUCUAAUGGUUGGAGUGACUUUACAUAGUUAUAUUGUCGCAUUUAAUCUCAAGGGCCCAUUAACGGAUCAUAAAUUUGUUAUUGUAAACAAAGAAAUAGAUAUGAGCUGUUCAAAAAAGGAAUUUUUUGAUUUCAUUGAAAUACAUAAAUGUCCAAUUAAUAAUCCAAUCAGAAUAUACAAGUUAAGGGAAGUUGUUAUGAGGUCAUACAUGAACAAGUUGACUGGUUUGCCAUCACCAUCGAAACUUGGAGAAUCUGAUGAAUACUUAUAUUGCUCGAAUUUUGGAAAAUUUCAGGAUUUCUGUGAGGAAGUUCCAGAAUGGAAAGACAAUCUUUUCACUUUCAAGUUUUGUAUUGAAAUGGCGAAAUUUUAUGAGAGCGAAGAGCGCCAAAAUGUUGCAAAUAGAAUGUUAUCUGAAUAUUUUGACCACAACGUUGUACAAGAAGGAGCAAUGUUGUUCCAGCACCUGCCCUUAUCUCGAAAAUUGUGGAUAUUAUUAGUUUUCUGCAAGGAACAAAAAACUACCAUUUCGAGUGUGACUAAUCUUCUAUGCUUUCUAGUUGUAAUUGCAGGAUCUUACUUUUCUGUUUCUGGUGCUAUUCUGUCGGAUAAAGCUGUAAUCGAUCUGCUUACUUCAAAAUCACUUCAACUUCUCGAUCAAUAUUACGAACAAGUUGAUGAUCAAAGCAUCACUAAAACAGAUUACCCAAUGCAUCCUUCUUUUCCUUCUUUUCCUAAAGUGACUAUAGAUCAUGAAUCUUAUAACAUUCAGAUUAAUUCUCAAACCAGUAGUUAUCGUCUUUGGGAAGUUAAACUUAUAGGAAAACAAGGUUCAUAUGGAAAAGCCUACGUGAAAGCUAUCCAAAAUCAUCAUUAUUCUAUCGAUACUCAUAAGCAAUUAGCAAAAGUAGAAUAUGCUUCAAAAGUUCUUGCUACCUCAUCUAUUCUCGGAAAUUGGCUUUUGGUUUAUAUGGAAUGUAGAGAAAUCGAAAAUGCAGUUAAGUAUUUGCAUGAUUCAGAACAUGUGUAUGGAGACUUGCAUGAAGAGAACAUUAUGGUUCAUAAGCUUGAGGAUAAUGAUUUUGAUAUAAAAUUAAUUGAUUUUGAAUGA
Molecule: messenger RNA, 1392 nt
Organism: Funneliformis caledonium
Lineage: Eukaryota; Fungi; Glomeromycota; Glomeromycetes; Glomerales; Glomeraceae
Source: the annotation of a GenBank genome assembly